Molecule: messenger RNA, 1571 nt
Organism: Lycium barbarum (goji berry)
Lineage: Eukaryota; Viridiplantae; Streptophyta; Magnoliopsida; Solanales; Solanaceae
Product: 1-aminocyclopropane-1-carboxylate oxidase homolog
Exons: 3
Coding region: 300-1445 (381 amino acids)
Source: RefSeq, a predicted model, not a curated record
UUUCUUGGAUCCAGCUUUGUGUCUCUUGGAGUAUUGGUGCCUUUCCUAAAAUUUAUAAAUGUCCAAUAUUAUAUUUUUUAAACUUACUUUAGCUUUAUUGAGGUGUUUUCCAGCUGGAUGAUGUGUCCUUAUAUUCUAAACGAGAGAACAUAAUUCUUCCUAUCUUCAAGCUGACAUUCAAAUUUGUCCCUUCUCAUAGUCUCCCCAGUGAAAACUCCACCAUUAUCCAGAGAACCUCUUAUUUUUAAUAUCUAUAGACCUUGCCUGUAUAAGAUUUAGUAACUUGUAUUGAUUUUAACAUGGAAAAAAUAGAAGCAAAGAUGGUUUUCUCCAGGGAUGAAGAAUUUCAGGCUUCAUUUCAACCAAAUUAUGAUAGAUAUAGUGAAUUAAAGGCCUUUGAUGACACAAAAGCUGGUGUCAAAGGGCUUGCUGAUACUGGAAAUAUUGAAGUGCCUCGGAUAUUUGUUCACCCACCCGAGACCGUACACAAGUCCUCAUGCUCCACCGAGAAAGUGUUCAUUUUUCCAGUAUUAGAUCUUCAAGGCAUCGACCAUCCAAGUAAGCAUAAAGAAAUUGUGGACAAAGUUCGAGAUGCAUCUGAGACAUGGGGAUUUUUUCAAGUGAUCAAUCAUGGCAUUCCAUUACCUGUCCUUGAAGAAAUGUUGCAAGGAGCACGGCAAUUUUUCGAGCAAGAUAUUGAGAUUAAGAAACAACAUUACACUCGAGAUACUACGAAAAAAGUGGCACAUGUUAGCAAUUUUGAUUUGUAUAGCCCCUUUGUUCCAGCAGCAAGCUGGAGAGACUCACUUUACUGCUUAAUGGCUCCUAAUCUUCCUAGUCCAGAGGAAUUUCCAACAGCGUGCAGGGAUAUUUUAAUGGAGUUCUCUAAGCAUAUGAUGAAUUUGGGCUGCUCAUUACUUGAAUUGUUGUCCGAGGGUCUUGGUCUCAAUCCGUGUCACCUUAAAAAUAUGAACUGUGCAGAGGGGCUAUCUAUUGCACAACAUUACUAUCCAGCAUGUCCUCAGCCGGAACUCACCAUAGGCACCAGACAGCAUUCAGACUGUGUUUUUAUCACAGUGCUUCUGCAAGAUGAUAUAGGAGGUCUCCAAGUUCGUCACCAAAAACAAUGGAUUGAUGUUCCUCCUACACCUGGUGCCCUUGUGGUGAAUAUUGGAGAUCUGCUGCAGCUCAUAUCAAAUGAUAAGUAUAUAAGUGUUGAGCACAGAGUAUUGUCAAACAAAGUAGGUCCAAGAAUAUCAGUCCCACGCUUCUUCAGCACAGGUGCAUUUCCCUCUCCAAGGAUUUAUGGACCAAUUAAGGAAUUGUUAUCAGAAUGUAAUCCACCGAAGUAUCGUGCAACCACAGUGAAGGAUUAUACAGACUACUUCCGCAAGAAAGGCUUUGAUGGAACUUCUGCAUUGCUGCAUUACAAGAUACUAUCCUAAAAUUGGAGAAAUUUAAUCAAAUGCAUAUCAGAACUGUGAAUUGAACUUGUGAUGUACAAUUAGCGAAUAAAAUAUAAUGCAACUAAAGUUCCCAAGAUGUUGCAAUUGCUAAAUUGUUGUUGGAUU